AUGGGACGCAGAAAGCAUUGUAGUGCAAAAAAACGAGAACUGAUCCGAGAGUUUAUAUCAGCAGGGAAAUCUUAUAGAGAAGUUGGUCGUGUAGUUGAGUGGUCCAAUAAAAUGAUAAGAAAUGCCAUAAAAUUUCAAGAAAUGCUUGAGACACGUGGUCAAAAAUAUUCUAUUUCAAGAUUGCUGUCCAAUCGCUUAUUCCGAGAGGCUAAAAAGGAACUUUUUAAAACAGGUACCGAGCUGAAAAAGGACUUUAACAUCGAUGCAACGGUAGAAACAGUUCAGAGUUGUCUGCGAGUUAAUGGAUUAAAAGCCUGUAGUCCCAGAAAAGUUCCACUUCUAAGUGGCAGACAUGUUGUAAAGCGUAUUACGUUUGCUAAAAAUCACUCAAAUUGGCCACUCGAAAAAUGGAGGAAUAUGGACAGACGAAAUUAA
Molecule: messenger RNA, 435 nt
Organism: Hydra vulgaris (swiftwater hydra)
Lineage: Eukaryota; Metazoa; Cnidaria; Hydrozoa; Anthoathecata; Hydridae
Biological process (GO): DNA integration; DNA transposition
Molecular function (GO): DNA binding
Source: RefSeq, a predicted model, not a curated record